AAAAAACAAAUAAUAUUAAAUCAAAAAAUAACAAAAAAAACAAAAAUUAAAAGGAAAACAAUAAUGAGAUACGCUGCUCUCUUCCUUCUUGCCUUAAUCAGCUUCAACGCUGUUUAUGCCGUCUCUCUCAGAAAGAGCUCUGACGCCAUGAAGACUUCUUUCGCUCUUGAAAGAUUGAGAUUCAUCGGAAAGAAAUCUCCUAUUGCUAAACAAAUUAUCUCUGCUGUUGAAUUACACUUAACCACUGGUGGUUUGGUUGAUGAUGUCAUUGAUUUAGUCAAGUAAGCCUAAGAAGAUGUUGCCAACAGAAACGUUGCUCUCCAAGCUGAAUACACUGCCAAGAGAGGUGCUUUGGAAGAUUAAAUUAACACCACCACCUAAUAACUCAAUGAAGAAAACGACAGAUUAGCUGUUGUUAACGACGCCAUUGAUGCCCUCAACGGUUAAAUCGACAGUUUGAACACUCAAAUUGCUAACCUCGUCUAAUAACUCUAAAACCUCUAAGCCAGAGAAGAUGCUAUCAACUAAGCCAGAGAAGUUGAUGUCAAGACCUACGAAGUUAGAAAGUAAAGAGAUGAAAACUCCCUCGCUGUCUUGGAAUAAAUCAUCCAAAGAUUACUUGCCUUAUAACAAAGAGGUAACGCUUUCCUCCAAGUCUCCAAGAAGGAAAUCGAAAGAAUCUUGAAGAGAAUCCCCAAGUCCAACCCCAUCCAAGCUUUGGUUCAACUCUCCACCAAGUUCGACGAAUAAAGAUUAGCUGAAGUCAUUAGCAAGCUCUAAACCAUCUAAGCUGCCAUCCAAGCUUCUUACAUUGAAGAUGCUAACGGUGAAGUUGCUGACAAGUAAAGAUACGAUGCUCUCAUUUAAGAAAUCGCCACCAUCAGAGCCCAAACUCAAUAAUAAUUAGCUGAUGCCUAAUAAGCUUUGAGUGAUGCUGAAGCUUCCUUAGCCUAAUUCGUCCAAGAAUAAGGUAACUUACAACAACAAAUCGCUGUCAACGAAGGUAUCCUUGCUGAUGCCCAAGCUGCCUUAGCUCACACCAUCGCUACCUACGAAGCUAGAAUCCAAGAAGGUCAAGAAGCUCUCGCCGCUAUCAACCUUGCUCUCGAUGUUUUACAACAAAACUAAUCAGACUUAUAAGGAGUUGAAGAUUUCUCUAAUGCCUACAAUGCCUACCAAGCUGGUAACAGUACUGAUGCUGGUGAUGAUGCUGGUGAUGAUUCUGGUGUUGAAGGUGAAGCUUUCUGA
Messenger RNA from Tetrahymena thermophila SB210, 1248 nucleotides. RefSeq names its product granule lattice protein. NCBI's taxonomy places the organism in Eukaryota, Ciliophora, Oligohymenophorea, Hymenostomatida, Tetrahymenidae. The record is from RefSeq and is a predicted model, not a curated record. The transcript is spliced from 4 exons.